AAAAAAGGAUACAGACAGUGAGCAGCAGAGAGCGGAGAAAUUGGAAAAUUAAUCAUCGACUUGUGAAAAACCGCCCCAAUCAAGAUGCCGGCAACGACGGUGAAGAGUGAAGCGACUGACCAGCACAACAACUGUGAUAAUGAGGAGGAGGAACCUAAAGACAUGAAAAAUGCGCAUCUCAUUAUCAACGAGCUUCGCAACCGGUGCCGAAAUCAAUCGGAGCAAAUCAUGGCGUGGAAGAAGGCGUUCUCGUUACAGCAAGAACAGAACCACCGAUUGCAGAAGGAAAAGACGGAACAGUUGAACUAUCUUACCAGCCAGCUGCUGCUGCUCGAAUCGCGCAUUAUGCGCAAACAGAAGCAGGUGUCGAACGUGAUCUAUCAGCGGGAGCUGACGAUCUAUCGGCAGCAGAAGAUCAUAGAAACCCUCUCUAGUCGCCUGAUCGACCACGGCAUUAUGGACGUGGGCAUGGAUGCACCCGGUAUGCACACCGGCAGCAACAGCAACGACUUCGAUUCGCUCAACGAUUCCGACUCGGCCGUCGUCCUGGAAGAUGUCGAUUCGGACUGCAACAGCUCGAUCUACUUCGGUGGCAGCAUCAGUGGUGGCGGCAGUCUCAAGUCGCGCUGUGGCUCCAACAAGAUGACGAACGACGUCACGAUCGUGCGGUCCAUAUCGGACGCGAUAGAGACGAACCUGAAGUACAACAACACCCGACGCUCGAACUGUUUCCUGCGGCGGCCCGAAAUUCUCGAAACCGUGUACAGCGUGGAGGAAGAUCCGGAACCUCAGAAUGCGACCGGGGGCGGUACGAACGCGACGGAUAGCGGGUCCACAACGGGGCCCACCUCCCCGAAACCGGACGCCGUCAGUGAGAAGCGGGACAAGUUUAAAAACCGCACGGAAAAGUGCAUCUCCACCGAUCAGCCGGAAGGUACACGGCAGGAGGGCGCACCGGUUAUCAUUACCAGCAGCAGCUGCGACGUGGAGUCGGUCCUGUGCGAUACGCCGUCGCAGGGCUGCAAGGUACAGGGUGCCGUCACGAACUUUAAUCGCGUCAUGUCCAACCAUCGGAAUGUGACGAAACCGAAGGAUGUCAAGUACAAGCGCAUCAACAAGGCCAAAUCGAAGAGUCUGGAGGAGUUACGCGGUCGGCUAAAGCAUUGGGUCGAGCGUGGCACCUGCAAUGUCAACCUGACGCUCGACCCAACUGGUGGUUCGCAUCUGAGCGGACAUCUGUCGGAGCACUGUGGAGCCGGCACGUUACAGCAGACCCAACCCCAACAGCAACCAAACCUGGCACAAAGCUAUGCGUGACCUGAACCGAAAGCCCGCGUGCGGGGCAGCAUUUAAUAGAAGGCGCACGGUUGCGUGACUUCUCGAACUACUCCCACUUCUCGACGGGCAGGACUGCUGCCAGCGCACUCACUCACCCCCAUCUGAAGGUCAGCAUGGGGAGAGUUUAUUGGGCGAGAACAAGAAAAAACAUUAUCAAAUUGCUUUGUUAGCGAAACAAUGCGAAGACAAGCAGAGAGUGGAAAAUUUGAGUCUGAACGAACCCCCGCAGUACUGCGUACUACUAUUUAUUGCGUUUUGCCUAGUGUUUAAGAGGGGGGAAGGAGAAGCGAUGAACAAAACUUACAGAGCAGCAGAUGAUCACAACAAGGAGAUUUGUGGAGCUAAUUGAAAUUUAAGAACCACUUACUACUACUAUACUGACUGAGUCAGGUUACCUAAGAGAAGGAGUUCUGAAGAGGGUAUAUGCAAGAUAGGAGUAUCUGUAAAAAGUAAGUUAGUUAAAGAAUAAGCCAUGUGGUAGCAGGCAGCACUGUAGCCAGUGCUAGAGUAUGAAGGUGUUUCAAUACACAACCACUACUAAUCGUAAGAUAAUCAUGAGCAGUGCCGAAGUGAGUAUAGAAUAUACGUACCCCUAAACAUGCACCGAAAUCUACAACCGUAGGUUCCGAAGAAGCGAAGAAGGUUAGGGAGCCAUUUUGUAAACGAAUAUGUGCGCGUGUGUCUGUGUAUAUGUACAUUGGUAACAACAGUAUAUUCAUACGAUACAGACGAUUUGUACUACUAGUAGCCAUGUAAGAUGGGCACCACCGCCAACACACGAUCACCGUCAGGAGUGAGGAACACGUGGUCGCAAUGCACUCUCCAUUCUCGGUUUUAGUGUUACGUCGGGUAGGUGUUGUUUCGGUGAUCUUUCCUUCCAAAGUCAACAGAUAUAUUUAUACCUUUCGUGAUGGAAUUUCUUUCCCUAUAUUUUGUGCAACGGUUUUUAAACAGAAGAAGAUGUGUGGUUGUGUGCGCGCUCGUACUAAUCAUCCCUUAUAGCGCACACAAGUUCUGACACCUUCGGCGGUGUUUUCGAGUAUGUUCCUUUAAUUAAGAAGAAUAUUAAAGAUGUAUGUCUUUUUUCGAGCGUAAAUGCACGUGACCAUUCCCCGGGUGGGUGGGUCGGCACGUGUCUGGUAAACUGUACCGGUUUCCUACUUCUGAGCUUUCGUUACCAUGGUAACUAUAAGGGGAGUUUAGUGCUCCGAAAACAAAACUCUCCUCACUGUCAGUGGUUUCAACAUCGUUACUCUAUUACCUUUACCCCUUGUCAAUGGCCACCUUUUUUUUGGCCCCGGAUGCUGGUUGGACCAGCCCCCGUUUCUGAUCUCCCUAGCGCCCAUCCCGCUGCGUCGCACCUGGCGCUUCUGCUCGUACUUCUGCAGCUAAUAGCACGUAAGGCAUGUACAUACAACCAAUCGAACCUGUUGCUCACCGGUAAUGGUCGAUGGCAAAGUUAAAAUCAAAGUCCGCGAUCCUCAGCAGCGAGGAAAAGAUUAUGAACAAUUAAUUGUAAGUGCGCACAGCUAUCCGCCCAACACGGGUGCACGAACACGCUCCACCGGUAUGGCAGACUGGGCAGGUCCGGAUUGGUGUCGCUGGGAAUGUGUGUACGUAUAUUAGGGGUUGCAUUGUCCCAAACCGGUGCGCGGUGCUUCGUUUGCGGUAGCAACCAACACACGGUAUUAAUAUGAAGCGUAAAACAUAUUUAACGAAAACUAAAACAAAACAAGAACAGAAAAUAUUAUAAAACAUUUAAACACAAAGAAGGCGUGUAGAAGGAGCGUGUGCUUAGGGAGUGUAGCAUAAGGCACCAGGCAUAGAAGAAGGAUCAAAUUUAUCUAUUUAAGAGGUAUGAAUGGAAGGAAAAUGGAAGAACUUCACUUAAGCUAAUUACAAUCUUCUAAGGAGACACCAGGCAAAUGUUACAAGCGUAAGAACACUACAGCUCCCCCUCAAGAAAAAGCUCUUGUACAACAGCGAACCAUUAACCAUGAUCGAUAGAUUCGUAUCAAUUCUGUAACUUAAAAAGAAAACAAUGCUUGAAAUAUAAAAGUGCGAUUCAUAUUUUCAA
Anopheles moucheti is the source of this 3415-nucleotide messenger RNA. RefSeq lists its product as uncharacterized. The record is from RefSeq and is a predicted model, not a curated record. The transcript has 3 exons. NCBI's taxonomy places the organism in Eukaryota, Metazoa, Arthropoda, Insecta, Diptera, Culicidae. The coding region runs from base 85 to 1317 and encodes 410 amino acids.